AUCGCACCCAAGUGGCCGCUCUUUGGGCCUUUUCGCAUGUCUACCGCAUCUGCACGGCGGUUUACGGUACUCCAUCGACGAUUCCAUGGCAGAGAAUUUGCAUCCCUCGCUAUGCGUCUCUAUUCGAUCGGUGGGGCUAGAAACAAUGACCAUCGAGGGGCUAUAUUUCGACCACUUAUGGUCCAUAUGGCAGUACCAGGGGUAUUAUAUGUACGCUGUUUACUCCCCUCAGUUCAGCACUCGGCAAGAGGCCUAACGACAGGCUUCACUUUUCAAUUGCCGUCAGACGCUUAUGAAUAUGCGGAGCUCUGUAAACCCUCGCCUAAACCUCGAUUCGUCCAAAUUCACGGAUCAUCAUCCCUUUAUUUAUUUCCUGCACAUGGCCAUUGUAACCUCGCCAAUUGUUCUGCUUCUUCCAUUUCUCGACAGAACAAAUGACCAGCAAGUAUCACUAUUACUCCAGGAGAUGUUUCGAUCCGCAUUCAUCAUGACCGAUAUUCUCUUUCAGUAUCGGAAAACCAAUCAACUUGUCAAAUGCCCUGCGAUGAUUGUAUACUAUGUCGUCCGCUCCUCGGUAUUUUUGAUCUCGCUUGCCACUUCUACUGAUCCAACCCUUGAGCGGCGUGCCGCCCGUCGCCUAAAAAUAUCCCUCGGGAGCCUCGAAGAAAUGCAGCAGACUUGGCAGCAACAAGCCAGUCAUGCCAUAUAUUUCCUUCAAGGCCUGGCUACCCGAUGGGGUGUACUUAAAGCACUACCUUUGCGAUGGAGUUAUUCCCCUGAUUUUCAACUAUCGUUGCAGAAGCACCAUGAGUCACUAUAAAACCCCCUGGAGAUCGACAAAGCCAGUUUUGAUGAAUCGUCAUUGAGUUUCAAUUUUACGAACGUCGACUUUGAGACAAUGCAGUCUGCCAU
This is a messenger RNA of Aspergillus piperis CBS 112811, 912 nucleotides long. RefSeq names its product fungal specific transcription factor domain-containing protein. NCBI's taxonomy places the organism in Eukaryota, Fungi, Ascomycota, Eurotiomycetes, Eurotiales, Aspergillaceae. Bases 293 to 820 code for a protein of 175 amino acids. The transcript has a single exon. The record is from RefSeq and is a predicted model, not a curated record.